UCCCUCGCUCGUCCGAAUUCGGUGGCGCCACGUCCGCCGGUCUCCGCGUUCUGCAACGGGGCUGGAGCGGCUUCCGCCUCGACACUUUCCACUCGCCCAGCGGACCGCGUCGUGAGGGGGCCGGGACGGGAGUCGGGCGGCUUUGCACAUCCCGGCCACCGAAGAGGCGAAGAUGUCGGACAUCGGGGACUGGUUCAGGAGCAUCCCGGCCAUCACGCGCUAUUGGUUCGCCGCCACCGUCGCUGUGCCCUUAGUCGGCAAACUCGGUCUCAUCAGCCCGGCCUAUUUCUUCCUCUGGCCCGAAGCCUUCCUCUAUCGCUUCCAGAUUUGGAGGCCGGUUACUGCCACCUUUUAUUUCCCUGUGGGUCCGGGAACUGGAUUUCUUUAUUUGGUCAAUUUAUAUUUCUUAUAUCAGUACUCUACACGACUCGAAACAGGAGCUUUUGAUGGGAGGCCAGCAGACUAUUUAUUCAUGCUCCUCUUUAACUGGAUUUGCAUCGUGAUUACUGGCUUAGCAAUGGAUAUGCAGUUGCUGAUGAUUCCUCUGAUCAUGUCAGUACUUUAUGUCUGGGCCCAGUUGAACAGAGACAUGAUUGUAUCAUUUUGGUUUGGAACACGAUUUAAGGCCUGUUAUUUACCUUGGGUUAUCCUUGGAUUCAACUAUAUCAUCGGAGGCUCGGUCAUCAAUGAGCUAAUUGGAAAUCUUGUUGGACAUCUUUAUUUCUUCCUCAUGUUCAGAUACCCAAUGGACUUGGGAGGAAGGAAUUUUCUAUCCACGCCUCAGUUUUUGUACCGCUGGCUGCCUAGCAGGAGAGGAGGGGUGUCAGGGUUUGGUGUGCCCCCCGCUAGCAUGAGGCGAGCGGCUGACCAGAACGGCGGAGGCGGGAGACACAACUGGGGACAGGGCUUUAGGCUCGGGGACCAGUGACGGAGUGGCCUCUGGCCUGCCCACCAGCCCCCCACUCAGAUGACGUUUCCUCCCAGUGCCAGGUGACCUUUACCACCGAGUUCUAGCUAACGCUGUUGGACAUGACCCACACUGAAUGUAGUCUUUCAGUACAAGACAAGUUUUUUAAAUCCUGAAGAAAAAAUAUAUGUUCCUUGAGUUUUGUGAUUCUCAUUCAAGUCCUUACUGCUAAGAAGAACAAAUAUCAACUGGGCAGAUUUC
Lipotes vexillifer (Yangtze River dolphin) is the source of this 1168-nucleotide messenger RNA. RefSeq names its product derlin 1 (gene DERL1). The record is from RefSeq and is a predicted model, not a curated record. The transcript is spliced from 8 exons. Lineage: Eukaryota; Metazoa; Chordata; Mammalia; Artiodactyla; Lipotidae. Bases 173 to 928 code for a protein of 251 amino acids.